Molecule: messenger RNA, 798 nt
Organism: Saccharomyces eubayanus
Lineage: Eukaryota; Fungi; Ascomycota; Saccharomycetes; Saccharomycetales; Saccharomycetaceae
Gene: VOA1
Product: Voa1p
Exons: 1
Coding region: 1-798 (265 amino acids)
Source: RefSeq, a predicted model, not a curated record
AUGGCAUUCGGUCAACUGUACGGCUUUUUCGUUUUCACUUUAUCGUGGUUUCUUUCCAAGACUGCCGAGGCAGCCUCAUCCAAGGAAAGCUUCUCCUUUAUUUCGCUAAACAAAGAGACUAAUUUGAACAUUUUCAGCUCUGUCUCUUCAACAGCGGAUGUGAUAUCAACUGUUGAUAGUGCUAUUGCCAUCUUCGAGUUCGAAGACUACCCAUUAAUGGAUAAGGUGAUAUUCGACGAAAGUAUUCAAGAGUACCCAUUUUUCGAUAGGUUUUUUUCUAAUGAGGUCGCUUUAGUCGUCGCUGAUGAAUUGCCUAUGAACAUUCCUCAAACCUUAUCUACUAUUUUAGAGCAGUUUACAGUGAAUGAUUUAGCUCAAAGUGCUUCCGAUUUAUUGUAUGACCACUUCUUAGAAGACAAAAGCAUUGUGUUGUUCAAAUUUCCUUCAAGCGAUUACGAUUUGUACAAAUUGGACGAAUUCAUCGAAUCUUGCUUAUUGUUUUUGGAAGACAAAUCUAGUGACGAUCUGACUGUCGUUAUCAAUUCGGUUGGUACCAUUGACACUGAUGACUAUAACUUUGCUGCCAAAGACAUCUUGAGCCACGAUGACAACAACGAAGCUCAAGAUGGCGACAGUGAUAUUUUAAGCUCUAUUUGGACCGAGGGACUUCUUAUGUGCCUAAUUGUUUCUGCAUUGUUGGUGUUUAUUUUGAUCAUUGCGCUCUCUUGGAUAUCUAAUUUAGAUAUUACCUAUGGUGCUCUGGAAAAAUCUUCAAACCCAAUAAAGAAAAAUAAUUAA